AUGUUCUGGCUCGGAAUGAUGCUGACCAUGAUUUUGGCACAGUCGGUGCAGUGGUGGAGCGAAUGGGGGUUCCGGAUCACUGUCGUCUCGAGCUUAGGGGCAAAUCUUGUCGUCGGCAUCCUGUCCGGGACACGGCGGCGCUCGGCGUCCCGCUGGUUGUGGGCGUUACUAGGCGAGGUGGCUAAGUUGUUCGUCUGGCUUGCGUACCAGGUCGCUGAGGCAGCGGCGACGAGCGCACUCGGCAGCCUGUCCCUCUGCGGCUCCGAUGCGUCGGAGGAGGAGAAGCAGGUGGUCGCGUUCUGGGCCCCGUUCCUCCUGCUGCACCUGGGCGGCCCGGACAACCUGACCGCCUACGCUCUGGAGGACAACAAGAUCUCCAACCGCAAAUGGCUUGAGAUAGGCGUUCGGAUUCUGGUGGUCAUUUAUACCAUCUACAACAACACACAUCGCGGCGGCCGCAGCUGGGCUUUGCUGCUCGCGGCGUCCGUCGUCAUGCUCGUCGCCGGCGUCGUCAGGUACGUGGAGAGGGCUUACGCCCUACGGAAAGCCAACUUGGACAGCAUGCAGGAGGACGCCUCGUCAAGCAGCUGCAAGGACGACGACUUUAAGAUGCUGAAAUGCAGAAUCAAGAGGACGAAGAGGCAGGGGCUGUCGCUCCGCGACGGAGAAGCGCUGCUCCUUGCUCAGGAUCUGUUCCCCAUCUGGCGCCAUGCCCUGGUCGAUUCUUCUGUCGAACCAGCUUCUAUUUCACCAAGGCAGGAAGCCAGCGAGAUGAUACUCUCGGAGUGGGACUGGGAGAGCAUGUGCAAGGUGGCCGAGAUGGAGCUGUCUCUCAUCUACGAGUUCCUCUACACCAAGGCGAUCCUGGCACACACCUGGCACUACUACCUCAUCCGCUUGUUGUCGCCCCUCUUCACUGCUGCUGCCGCAUUUCUCUUCUGCUUCUGGCAUCAUCCUGAUAAGCAGCAGCAGGGCGAUGAUGGCCACCGGGUCAGGGGAUCCUUUGUCGGGAUCACCUACGCCUUGCUGGCCAUUACCUUCCUCAUGGAUGUGGCAUGGCUGAUGAGGGCCCUCGGGUCGACAUGGGCGUACGCCUACUUCCAGGCCGCCGGAAGAAGAUGGUGGUGCAGCAUCCACCGCAUCGUCGUCCGCCUGGACCCGUUGCAGCUAAUCUGCCGCGAUCCGCAGGCCAUUAUUAAUACUCAGGAGAAGGACGAGGAGAAGAAGAAGAAGAUGUACACAAGGUUGGACAUCAGGACACGCUGGGGCCACAAGGCCUUCAGCUGUGCACCUGAGCAAGUCAAAAAGAAAUUAAAAAAGGACGAGCAAGUCAAAAUGAAAUUAGAAAAGGACGGCCACAAGGCCUUCAGCUGUGCACCUGAGCAAGUCAAAAAGAAAUUCGAGGAGGACGUCCUCUUGUCGCAUCUUUUCGGCGAGGAAUUCGAGGAGGACGUCCUCUUGUGGCAUAUCGCCACCUGCAUGUUCCUGGUCCUGGUCCUCCCGGGCAUCCGACACGGACAGAAAGGAAGGAGAAGAAUACUUGCGUGGGCAAUUGAGGUGAUGUCGGAAUACAUGAUGUUCCUUGUUGCUGUUCGCCGACAAAUGCUACCUGGCCUUGUCCUCCACAGCCAGUUGCAGGUAACCCGCGGCAGAUUGGUUGACGUAUGGAAUAAGCGUGACCCUAGUAAGAAAGAAGAGCUUGCCAUGAUCCUGCGACGGAUCGCGGUGGCCGGCCCGACUGUGCCAUUGAGUGAUCAAAUUAAAGGCGACGAAGGUACGCAACUUCUCCUGCAUGCACAAGGCCUUUAUUUUUGCCUAUCAGGCGACAAGCGACCUACUACAGUAGAAAGCCGAGCUACUCCGUGGGUAUCAGAUGAGAUGCUGGAGUUCAUCUUCAAUGUGUGGGUGGAUAAGCUGGUGUACGCGGCCGUCCGGUGCAGCAGGGAGGCCCAUGCCAAGCAGCUUUGA
This is a messenger RNA of Miscanthus lutarioriparius, 1968 nucleotides long. The record is from the annotation of a GenBank genome assembly. Lineage: Eukaryota; Viridiplantae; Streptophyta; Magnoliopsida; Poales; Poaceae.